AUGGUCACCUACGUCUCGACCCGCGGUCAGGCCCCGGCUGUGGACUUUGCUACGGCGGUACUGGCUGGUCAAGCGCCCGACGGUGGCCUCUACGUUCCGUCGAGCCUUCCGCACCUCUCGCUCCCGCGCCUGGCAUCGCUCAUCGAUGCCGACUAUGCGGCACUCGCCGCAGCAGUCAUGGCGCCCUUUGUGGGCGACUCGCUGACGACCGAAGAGCUCGACGCUGUCCUUCGUUCUGCCUUUGCUGCACCUGAUCGGUUCGAUACGUCCGAUGUGGCUCCGCUGGCCUCACUUGCUUCGCAUCCCGACACCUCCAUCCUCGAGCUCUGGCACGGGCCCUCGCUCGCCUUCAAGGACAUGGCCAUCGGCGUCCUUGCUCGCCUCCUCGCCAUCUUUGCCGCUCGUGCCCCGGGGCCCAAGCCUACCAACAUUGUUGUCGCCACUUCGGGUGAUACCGGGCCGGCUGCUGUCGCCGCAGCCGCAGGCAUCGAUCCUGCUCUCCUCCACCUCUGGGUCCUCUUCCCGCACAACCGCGUCUCGCGCGAGCAGGCCGCACAGAUGCAGUGCGAGCUCCCACCCAACGUCACCGUUCUCGAAGUCGCCAACUCGGACUCGGACUCGCUCGACACUAUUCUCGACGAUGUCUUCAACGACAAGGCUCUCGCCAAGGACGUCUCGCUCGGCUCGCUCAACUCCAUCAACGUCGCCCGCGUCCUCCUCCAGUCUGUCCACUACAUCUACGCCUUCCUCGCCCACAUCCGCGCCCGCGCUGGGCCCGGACCGCACUCGUCCUCCGCCCUCUGCAGCCUCAUGCUUGCCCACCCGAUCCGGUUUGCUGUUCCCACUGGCGCUUGUGGUGACAUGGUCGGCGGCCUCUACGCCGCCGCCAUGGGCCUCCCAGUCUCCGAGUUUGUCAUCGCCACCAACGCCAACGCCAUUGUCGCCGACACCCUCACUCACGCACGCCUCGUCCCGCCGCCGCCAGUCGUCCCUACUCUCUCCAACGCCAUCGACAUCCUCGUUCCCUACAACCUCUGGCGCUUCCUCUACCACACCGCAGCCGCAGAGUGCCCGACCACACUCUCGGCGUGGAUCGAUGCCUUUCGCAGCGGCGCCACCGUCACCCUUCCUCCGCUCGCCGCAUGGGGCACUCCCGCGCCGUUCCGUGCCACCUCGAUCUCCGACGCCACCACCCUCGCCACCAUUGCUGCCACCUACGCUGCCGACAGCUAUCUCCUCGACCCGCACUCGGCGGUCGCGCUCGCCGGCUCUGUCGCCAUCCCACCGCCGUCCGCCGGCCAGCUCCACACCAUCUGUCUCGCCACUGCCCAUCCCGCCAAAUUUGUCGACGUCGUCCACGCUGCCCUCCCGCUUGUCGACGCGCCUGCCGGCAUCGCUCAUCCUUCCAUGGACGCCGCUCUUGCCGCCACUGCCAACCACGCCGUCCAGCUCCCAUCCGUCGCCGCUGCCAAUGCCUACCUCCGCCGCGCCAUGCUCGAGCUUACAUCCUCACACGCUCCACCUGCCCGCGACGUCCACAUCGCCUCGCCUGAUGACAUUGCCGCCGCCGUCUCGUGGGCCGACGCCCUCGCCGCUGCCCGCCUCGCCUUCUCCGCCUCGCCGGACGACAUUGUCGGGCCCAUGCCCAUGGCCUUUGACUUUGCCGAUGCCUGCGGUGAGAGCCAUGUCAAAGGUGCCCAUAUCGGCGGCUCGUCCAUCUUUGCACUCAAAGUCGCCUCGUCCUUCUACAAGGCCUCGCCGUCUGGAUCCGGCCUUGUCCUCGUCUUCUCUGCCACAAACGGCGCUCCGCUCGCUGUCCUCCUCGACAACGCCCGCCUCACAGACAUGCGCACCGCCGCAGCGGGCACACUCGCCAUCACCACGCUCCGUCCAGGGCCUAUCACCAAGCUCGCCAUCCUCGGCGCAGGCAUCCAGGCCAGCAAGCAGCUCGCCUCGCUUGCCGCAGCAGUCGAAAUCCGCUCUGACGCGCUCGCUGCCGCAGACGUCGUCAUCACUGCCACGCCGGCCUCGAACCCGCUAAUUGCUUCACCCGAUUGGCUCGCGCCGUCCGCGCUUGUUGUUGCUGUCGGCUCAGACUCGCCGCACAAGCAAGAACUUGACGCCUCGGUCCUCCACGCCGCCCUCAGUGCGGGUGGCGCCGUCAUCGUCGACUCGAUCGAGCAGACAGCCGCGUUCGGUGAGCUCCGCUCUAUCGCUCACGUUCUUCCUCACCCUGGCGUCUUUACCCUCGGCGACAUUGUCCGCGGCACGGCCCUUCCACCGCCGGCUUCUGCACUCACCAUCGUUGACCUCACCGGCAUGGGUGUCCAGGACGCUGCUCUUGCCGAAAUUGUCUACAAUCGCCUCGCCUCGCCGUCGCGCCUCUAG
Molecule: messenger RNA, 2388 nt
Organism: Thecamonas trahens ATCC 50062
Lineage: Eukaryota; Apusomonadida; Apusomonadidae
Product: threonine synthase
Exons: 2
Coding region: 1-2388 (795 amino acids)
Biological process (GO): 2-oxobutyrate biosynthetic process; dephosphorylation
Molecular function (GO): pyridoxal phosphate binding
Source: RefSeq, a predicted model, not a curated record